Messenger RNA from Silurus meridionalis, 862 nucleotides. It is a transcript of the gene pmf1, whose product is annotated as polyamine-modulated factor 1. Gene Ontology annotation, biological process: chromosome segregation. The record is from RefSeq and is a predicted model, not a curated record. Gene Ontology annotation, cellular component: MIS12/MIND type complex. NCBI's taxonomy places the organism in Eukaryota, Metazoa, Chordata, Actinopteri, Siluriformes, Siluridae. The transcript is spliced from 5 exons. Bases 64 to 747 code for a protein of 227 amino acids.
CGUAGUGUAUGUGGUGAGUCUUGGCGGGUAGAUGUGAAUGUCAACAUUGGGAAGAAAACGAAGAUGGAGGAAGUCGUCAGCUGUCGGUCUAGUGAGCCUAUUUUAACAGAUUCUGCUCAAACAAGUGAAAAUACGGGUUCACAUGUGUCAGGAGAGACCGAGGUCCAAGAAAAUAGUGCGGUUAAUUCGGCUAAAUGCGAGCCACGGCGGAGCAGACUGAAAGUCUUUAAUAAAGUCAUGGAGAAAAGCCUGCAGAGGCUUGUAGCAGAUGCGAGUUUCAACAGGUUUGCCCACUCUUUUCAUCCCCUGUGCAAGCAGAAUCCACAAAUGGCCGAAGUCAUUCACAAGCAAUUCAUAAGCGAUCUGCAGAAAGCUAUUCAGGAGGAUAUAAACAGAGUGAUAGAGGAAGGAGACCUGCAGGUGAAACUGGAGGAGUUGGACAGACUAGAAGAGCAGGCAAAAAACACACCAGGGCCUGCAUGGCGACCCAGUGGCAUUCCUGAGCAGGAUGUGUGCAGUGUGUUGAUUCCAUAUCAUCAGGGGCAGGAGGAGUACGUGCGCCGAGAGCUGAGGAAGCUCCAGAAAGAGAACGCAGCUCUGGCUCAGAGAGUACAGUCUGGUCGAGACACCAUCGUAAACACAGAGCAGCGCAUAGCAGCAGCUGUAGAUGAGUGGAAGGGAUCUGUUGCUGAUUUGGAAUCGUUCAUGUCGUCACUUUGUCCAUCUGAAAAUUUCGAAUCUCUUUGAACUCUUGUGCAACAUUCACGGUCAAAACUAUUUUAAUUGUCUUUUAUUUUUAAAUCUAACUUGUAUCGUUUUUAUUUUGCCAAAUGUGUUCCAUUAAAUCUUUUUUUUUUUUGUA